AUGCCUUACCGAAAGAUCAAAGUACAUGACGUCUAUCGCACGCUACACCUGCCCGGUGGACAGCGGGUCAUCUGCUAUUCAUCGGAUGGGGCAUUUCGAGUCUGGGACUUGGAGACAGGCACGCAGGUUGAGGAAUGGGAAGACAAAGAUCAAGUAGAGGAUGGCAUGGUAUCGUCGCCGAGCGGUGAGAUGUUAGCAACUGGAGAUUUGAAUGGCGCAGUGAAAUUGUGGAACGUCGACACAGGCAAGAUCAUCAAAACAUUGACGGGGCACACAGGUCAAUUGCGUUCUAUGUCCUGGAGUUCAGAUGGAGGCCGGGUGGUGUGUGGAUCCUGGGAUUGCAUAUUCAGAGUAUGGGAUGUCAAGAGCGGAGAAACUAUCCUGGGACCAAUCAACGCAGGGUUAUAUAUCUGGGCGGUUUGUUACUCACCCGAUGGCAAGACGAUUGCCACAACGUUAACGGGAGGCAAACUGAAAAUCUGGGAUGCCAACUCGGGCGAACUGCUCAAAACACUGGAUGCGGAUCCAGAAUCACUAAAUUCGACACAGCCACCUGGUCAGACGUCCACACAAUUGUCCACUAUUUCACUAUCUCCCAAUGAGCGCAUUCUCGCAGGUACACCACAGGUACUGGGCAAUACAGCAUAUUUAUGGAACCUCGAAACCGAUCAACUUAUCAAAACACUACAUCACCUUACAACAUUCACGUACUUUAUUCGGCCUACCUUUUCUGCAGAUGGAAAGUUCCUUGUCACUAGCUGCAGAGACGGCUACCUAUACAGAUGGGAUCUUUCCGCUAUCGUCAAAGAGGCUGGCCUUCCAUUAGAAAUUCUCCCUAAGCUUGAUGCUACACCGCGACCAGCUCCAAAGUCAAAAGGUGCUCCUCGAAUACCCCCAGGGUUCUUUGACGAUGACCUACGAAAGGCUAAUGAGCGCAUUCGUCUAUCCCAAUCCCAUGGACCAUAUCAUCACCCCACUCCAGCACCACGUCGACGCACCCUUGAUCGCGUUUACUCACUCUGGCGGCGCUCAAAGUCACAGAGCGAAGCUGACCACCGUACUCGACCUCAGUCCCACCCUCUUAGCUGGACUCGUAACCUUGGUAUACUACGCAGACGAGAUGCGUCAGACAUUGAGUUGCAAGAGGUCGAGGUCCCUUACACAGCGGGCAAGCCUAGGAACUACCACGCAAGAAAGAAGAAGAAGCCAGUUACCGACUCAUCUCGACAUUCUAAUAUUCAUACCACGCAGCAACCGAAUGGAGCAGCACAAAGCACAUCAACGUCAUCACAGUUACCACCCCCAACUGCUACUGCCGGGGUAAUGGGAACACCCUCGCGUCCUCAUAUCACGCGUGCUGGAUGGUGCACUCGCUUCGUGGCCUGGAUUUGCUGCGCAUCUAUUCAGAACGCAGACGGUCACCAUUAG
Suillus bovinus is the source of this 1428-nucleotide messenger RNA. RefSeq names its product WD40-repeat-containing domain protein. The record is from RefSeq and is a predicted model, not a curated record. Gene Ontology annotation, molecular function: protein binding. Lineage: Eukaryota; Fungi; Basidiomycota; Agaricomycetes; Boletales; Suillaceae. The coding region runs from base 1 to 1428 and encodes 475 amino acids. The transcript has 5 exons.